AUGAACGCACCCACAGCGGCACGCAGUCUCCUCCGCCGCGGCAUCCCCCGCCUGGCACCGCGCACCCUGACCGCGCGCCUGCAGACGAGACCGGUCAGCAGCCAGGACGACCUCGGCGGUCCGGGCGGGCAGAUGCCGCCGCCGCCGAAGCCUGGCGGCCCCGAGGCCAUCAAGCGCAACGGGCUUCUCUACGCUGGCAUCGGCCUCUUCGCGCUCGCCGCGUACGCGUACCUGUCGCAGCCGCGGGAGACGGAGCGCGCGGCGGGCAAGGCCAUGGCCGCGGGCGAGAGGGCCAAGGAGGCGGGCAAGCAGGAGCUGCGGAACACAAAGGAGGAGGUUGUGGGCGGCGUGCAGAAGAUGAGCGGCCGGGACACGGAUGGCCAGAAGGGGUUCCGGUCAGAGUAG
Cordyceps fumosorosea ARSEF 2679 is the source of this 405-nucleotide messenger RNA. RefSeq lists its product as hypothetical. NCBI's taxonomy places the organism in Eukaryota, Fungi, Ascomycota, Sordariomycetes, Hypocreales, Cordycipitaceae. The record is from RefSeq and is a predicted model, not a curated record. The transcript has 2 exons. The coding region runs from base 1 to 405 and encodes 134 amino acids.